AUGCCUUCCGCUUCUGUUCCCCUUUCUUCUGAAGCCUCGGUCGAAUUCAAGUCAUAUAGUGAGGAAACAGACUGUUCUGCAGAAGGAAACCCGGAGCCAAUCGUUCGCUCGCAGACACUGAUCUACCGCUGGAAUGAAUCGCAAUGGUGGAUUAAAGUGAGGUUUCAAGGCGAUGUGUACAGCUUGUUGGAUGAACCUAGAGUCGGACCUAGGACCACGAGACGGGAACGUCGCGAGGAGUUUCGAACCUUUGUCAGACUCAUAGACUACCGCAGGCUUCCUCCUCUUAACGACACUGUCACGGAAUUGGUUUUAGACGAAAUUGUGAGAGGACACGCUUCCAGACUUGUUAUGCAUGCGAAUGAAGAAUCGAACCAUAACCACUUUGUGAAGAUCGCCGCCAAAUUGAAAUGGGCCGUUCAGGAAGAUCCUUCACGAGUUGUUUAUCCAACGUAUGAUGAAUUUCCUUCUUUUCAUGCUAUCGACUUGAACGAGCUUUCAGAUCAGACCGAGAUUGCGGACGGUGUCUUCCGAGUUCUCAACGUCAACAACAACACACCUUAUAUACUCAAAGUUGUGAACCGGCCCCUCUACUAUCCCCAUGAUACAAAAGUCAUCCGCAAUGAGCUCGAGAACAUUGAGAUAAUCCGAAACGUGCCAGGAAUUGUACAAGCGGCCGGUGUUGCAGUCUCUACAAACCCGUAUAAGACAUCAAGCACAAGUGAUCAACCUCCUGUUAUCGUGGGUAUCGUGCUGGAAUAUUAUAGCGGUGGCUCUUUGAAGACACUCUUAAAGGAACAUUGCCUGCUUGACUUUGCUUGGGAACGGUGGGCUCUACAAAUCGCUACCGCAUUGGCCUGUUUUCACAUGGCCGGAAAAACUCACUUGGAUAUUAAACCGGCAAACAUUGUUAUUGAUGCAGAUGGAAAUGCAGUUCUUAUCGACAUAAGUGGUAUUGGUGGUUAUACACAUGGGUGGCGUGCCCCAGAGAUCCUUGGUGAAGUACAACCUAGUGAGCUCCCAUUUGCGGUGCGUCGAUCAAACGACACCUGGGCUUACGGAAAGGUUUUGUUGGAACUCGUUCUACAUGCAGGGGACAGCCCUUUUGUGAGAGCACUCAGGCAGAUUUCUGGUGAUCUCAUGAUCGAGGAUAUGCAUGAGCGCAUGACUUUGCUUGAAGCUAUCCCGAAACUGGCGUGCUGCAGUGUUAAGUCCCAUAGUUUAUGCAAAUAG
This is a messenger RNA of Aspergillus sclerotioniger CBS 115572, 1233 nucleotides long. RefSeq names its product protein kinase. Lineage: Eukaryota; Fungi; Ascomycota; Eurotiomycetes; Eurotiales; Aspergillaceae. The record is from RefSeq and is a predicted model, not a curated record. Gene Ontology annotation, molecular function: protein kinase activity; ATP binding. Bases 1 to 1233 code for a protein of 410 amino acids. Gene Ontology annotation, biological process: protein phosphorylation. The transcript has a single exon.